GAGAGUGUGGAAUCUAAUGAGCCUAAGUUACGGUCAGAGCGAAAAAAGAUGCGUCCUGCACUGCACUCUAGUCCUUCACUCUCACGUACCUCAUCCACAAAUCUUUCAUCCUGGCUCAAAUUAAUGAGGUAAUCGUCGCUUUCUCGGUCCGAAUCGCUCUCGCUGCAUUGAAAACAAUGGGGAAAUGUGAGGAGCCUUUCAACCUUUGACGUCACGCUACUUCCGGUACAGGCAAGGCUUUUUUUUAUCAGCGACCAAAAGUUGCGAACUUUAUCGUCGAUGUUCUCUAAUAAAUCCUUUCAGCAAAAAUAUGGCAAUAUCGCGAAAUGAUCAACACAUAGAAUGGAUCUGCUAUCCUCGUUUAAAUAAAAAAAAAAAAUUUCAGUAGGCCUUUAAGUGAGUUGUUUUGAAGACACUUUCAACAAGAACAUCUCCUUACAUGGUCACUAUGUCACUAGGCUUAGACUGAAUUUUUUUUUUCUCAACCCCCAGCGUUUACCUGUUUCUCACCUUUUUUGUAAGGGGCGCCGGAAGUUUGCAGACCCGUCAGCGAUCCUGUUCUGUCUCCCUGUAAUAAUGGUCUGCUCUUGAAUGGGAUUGUGCCGAACAUUUUAAUUUCCCCACGGGGAUUAAUAAAGUAUUUCUGAUUUUAAUUCAAAUAGGAAGAUGACGAAAAAGUAAUGACUAACUAGCGUGUUUUUCAUAAAGCGAUGAAGCAAACCCACAAAGCUGAUGGAGUGGAGAAGUGACCAACAAAGCUUCUAAUAUGGAGAUGAAGCAACUCCCUCAAUGACUUUCCUAACAUCUUCUUUUCUGGCAUAAAUAACAGAUCAAUAACCACAUUCAUGUUACCAACCUCAGCGUUUUAAAGACGUGCCGGAGUCACGUUUUAUGAGCUUGUGAUUAGUGUUUUUAUUGGCGGUCUGCAGAUGGUUAGUGUAAACUUGUCUCACUGAGGCUCUCUUGUAGGCAACACUGACUCAGAGAGCACUCUGUCACCCCUCAGGGACUGAAGACAGAUGCACAGCGCCCUCUUCUGGCUCACCCCUGUCCCUACACCCCCACCAGGGCACAACAUGAGGCCUGGAAACACACAUGAGUCUUACAACGCAGACUCGACCCGGCUACACAAGGUCAGCCAUAACUGCGAUGUGGCCUUCAGUGACAACGAGUGUGGACAUUCCUGUGACCUACACUGAGCGGUCGCUGAGGGAAAACGAAUGACUUGUUGAAUUAGGACACCUGCUGAAUGAAGGCAACGUCGUCAUCAUGCCAAUUGUGCACACUGCCAGCGGCCAGGAAGCACCAACAUCCACUUUUAGAGUGAUCCAGGACUUCAAAGAUGACCUUCCCCCUGCCUAGACAGGACAGCCAUUGGGACGACAAGUACGCCACCUCCAGGCGACUGUUUUGAUGAGGGGGAGAAGCGGCAGCAGCAGAAGAUGCUCCAGAGGAAUUACUGGAGCUUUUUGGAAGAGAGAAACUGAGGAUGCUCCGCAUGGAGUGCAGCAAGAGUGGGCUACUGUAGGUGCAAAGAAGAGACUUUUUGCCGCUCUUUCAAUGUGGGCUCCAGUCCUGUCCCUCACGCCAGGCUGAACUCCUCCAAGGUCAGGACCUCCGUCAUGGCGGCCCUGCUCCUCGGGCUGCUGUUCCUCGUCUUGCAGUCCCCCACCGUGCCCUCCUCGGUGGCCCUGGAUCCCGACGGGUGGCACCCGUCCACGGACAACGGCACCGGGGUACACCCCGACGGGACGGCGCAGCAGCUACCGCGGAUCAUCAUCAUCGGAGUGCGGAAAGGCGGCACGCGAGCGCUCAUCGAGAUGCUGAGCUUGCACAGCGCGGUGGCGGCGGCGCAGAACGAGGUGCACUUCUUCGACUGGGAGAGCCACUUCCAGAAGGGUCUGUCGUGGUACCGCAGCCAGAUGCCCUUCGCCUACCCCCACCAGUCGACGGUGGAGAAGACCCCGGCGUACUUCACCUCCGCCAAAGUCCCGGCGCGCAUCCACCAGAUGGACCCGGGCGCCAAGCUGCUGCUCAUACUCAGGGACCCCACGGAGCGAGUGCUGUCGGACUACACCCAGGUCUUCUACAACCGCCUGCAGAAGCACAAGCGCUACCAGCCCGUGGAGGCGCUGCUGGUGAAGGACGGCGAGAUCAACCUGGGCUACAAGGCGCUCAACCGCAGCCUGUACCACGUGCACAUGCAGAACUGGCUGCGCUACUUCCCGCUGGAGAGUGUCCACGUGGUGGACGGCGACCGCCUCAUCCGGGACCCCCUCCCCGAGAUGAAGGAGGUGGAGCGCUUCCUGGGGCUGGAGCCGCAGAUCAGCGCCUCCAACUUCUACUUCAACAAGACCAAAGGCUUCUACUGCCUGAGGGAGCACGGGCGCGAGCGCUGCUUGCACGACUCCAAGGGCCGGGCCCACCCUGGCGUGGCCCCCGUCGUCCUGCAGAAACUCUACCACUUCUUCCAGGAACCCAACAGGAAGUUCUUUGAGCUGGUGGGGCGAACGUUCAACUGGAAGUGACCCCAAAUGUAUUUUUACACGAGGUGGCCACUUUCUUUUCUACUCAGCGGUCAAAGAGCAGCUGAUUCAGCGCACCUGAAGGACGUCUUUCACUUUCACUUUCACUUUCACUUUCUGGAGAGAGGCCACACACUAACCUUCAAAACUUCACUUGAAUUCAUCCUGGGCUCGGAUGAUUAUUAGUAAGAGCCUACAAAGGAGAGAAGUUUGGACCAUCCAGUCAUCCAUUUUCUACCGCUUUUGGGGUCGCGUGGGGUGCUGGAGCCGAUCCCAGCUAUUUUUUAAGUAGCAGCAGAGUGAAAAAACAAGUUGACUUUAUAUUUGUUCGUGUUUCAUUGUGUCAGGUUCAAACACUGAUGACAUUUAUUAAACAAGACAAGAAGCAAGGAAUUAAACAGAGACAGAAUUCAAUUUAGCUCAAUUGAGUGAGUGAGUGAAUUAUAUUUAUAUAGCGCUUUUCUCUAGUGACUCAAAGCGCUUUUACAUAGUGAAACCCAAUAUCUAAGUUACAUUUAAACCAGUGUGGGUGGCACUGGGAGCAGGUCUUGCCCAAGGACACAACGGCAGUGACUAGGAUGGCGGAAGCGGGGAUCGAACCUGAAACCCUCAAGUUGCUGGCACGGUCACUCUACCAACUGAGCUAUACCGCCCCAAUUGAGGAGAAAACGCGUAGACACUGUACCCUUUUACAGUUUCUUUGAACUGUUUUGUAACAAAGGGGAUGGCUGUUUACGACCCCCCUCCCUUAGAAACAGCUGUUGCCACGACACUGUACCCUUGUACAGUGUCGUCCCACGCUCUGACAAAAGAUUGUACUUCUCUUUUAUUUGGACUUUCCCUGAUUACAUGGCAACAGCUGUUUCUAAGGGAGGGGGGUCGUAAACAGCCAUUGCCUUUGUUACAAAACAGUUCAAAGAAAAGGUCGUAAAACAAUUCAAAGAAAAGGUGACCUGCCUCCUCUUCCGCUUUGUAGAUCUCGGGUAAAGACAAAAUCUUCCUGUGGAUUACAAUACAUCAAAGAAAUCGACGCCUUCAUGUCGCUUCCCAUCCUACGCAGUGGAGUUUUACAAGCCUUCUGCAGGGCGAGCUGAACUCAAUGUAACACAACGUUUUGUGAUAACUUAGAUACAAUUAUUCUGACACAUUGCAUCCAUUAAACCACAUCCAAUUGUAGUUACAAUCCGCAAAGUAUGUGAUAAUACAUCUAAAACCUCACAAAAUGCCACAAAUUCAAUCGGCCAUUGUCAAUAUUCCGCUCUGAACACCUUUCGGUAAUAUCCGUAGAUUCUACGUCAGUGUAGUAACACUUCUGCACUUUGACCAUAUUAUUAGAGCAGUCAUACUGGAAAUAUUGGCAAUAGAUGUGCUGUUUAUCAUUCACAAUGUUUAUGUAAGACAAGAAGACAUAUGCUUGGCUUUUUCUAUGCAUUCUAAAUCGUAAAUAAAUAGGUAAUAAUUGAGUGAACAGAUGGAGGGUCCUCGGUUGCACUCAUUAUACUCUCUAAAAACAUCCAGAAAGCACCAACAAAACUCCAUUUACAUGUCGUGAGCUGAAAAUGAACCAAAUAUGAGUGAUAUUGUUAUUAUAAGUGCUAACGCAGACGGACUAUUUUAGGGGCGCAUUGAUAGCAGUGAGCUAGAUAAUAAUUCAUGCGUCUCUCACCUGCUAGUUGACAAAUGUGGCCAUGGACCGACAGGCUGGUCCACUUUCACAUCCCCGAGACGGCGAAAUAAACCCCACAAGACGCUUCCUGCAGGAUCUUUUUUUUUUUUAACCCUUUGUGAGGAUUGCGAUUAAAUCUUCAUCUCAACGGGAUUAAGUGAGCGCCACGUCGGUCGGCAUCCCAGCGAGAGCGGAAAUAUUACAGUAAGUGUUUUAUUAUAGUUUAUUAGGGUUGGUUUGUCAUGUCACAAUAAAGCUACAUCCGGCUAGUAGUCGGCUUUUAAAACACAUUGCUCAUCUUCUUUGUGUUCGGGCUCAAAAAUACAAGUUUCUGGAUCGUCAUUUUCCCAAAGUAAUCAACAAAGUCUGCUUGAUUAAAGUUAAAGUACCAAUGAUUGUCACACACACACUAGGUGUGGCGGAAUUAUUCUCUGCAUUUGACCCAUCACCCUUGAUCACCCCCUGGGAGGUGAGGGGAGCAGUGAGCAGCAGCGGUGGCCACGCCCGGGAAUCAUUUUUGGUGAUUUAACCCCCAAUUCCGACCCUUGAUGCUGAGUGCCAAACAGGGAGGCAAUGGGUCCCAUUUUUAUAGUCUUUGGUAUGACUCAGCCGGGGUUUGAACUCACACUCUAACCACUAGGCCACCGAGUAGCAUUGUUGUUGAUGGGGAAGGGAUCUGUGGUUCCUCCUCUACGUCACGGAUCACGUGGCUGGCUUCCUCCUUAUCUCUCAAAAUGGCUUGGGAAUCUCUGUGAGAUUGAGACUAUUUUGAUCAUAUCUAUGUGCUCGCAAACUUUGGAAGUAUGUUGGUGUCAUAAAUCAGAAAUAUAUGAUAAUAGCUUCAAUAUAGAGGCAACUUGUUUUUCCACUUUUCUGCUACUUUAAAUUUGCUGGAUUUUU
Molecule: messenger RNA, 5091 nt
Organism: Entelurus aequoreus (snake pipefish)
Lineage: Eukaryota; Metazoa; Chordata; Actinopteri; Syngnathiformes; Syngnathidae
Gene: hs3st1
Product: heparan sulfate (glucosamine) 3-O-sulfotransferase 1
Exons: 7
Coding region: 1623-2528 (301 amino acids)
Molecular function (GO): [heparan sulfate]-glucosamine 3-sulfotransferase activity
Source: RefSeq, a predicted model, not a curated record